Messenger RNA from Symbiodinium sp. CCMP2592, 537 nucleotides. The record is from the annotation of a GenBank genome assembly. NCBI's taxonomy places the organism in Eukaryota, Dinophyceae, Suessiales, Symbiodiniaceae.
AUGCAAGCUCAGCUGGUUGAUGUUGUUUCUAUCGAAGCAUCGAGCGCCGCCUUUGCUGCCAUUCGCAGCGAUGGGCGGGUGGUCGCAUGGGGUGACAGACAAUUUGGCGGCGACUGCUGCUCUGUGAGGGAUCAGCUGAUCCAAGUGCAGAGCAUCACUGCAUCUCGGGCUGCCUUUGCGGCGCUGAAGGCAGACAACACAGUGGUCGUCUGGGGCCACGAGCAGUAUGGAGGCACGCUGAGCCUGCAGAUCCGCCCACAGCUUAAUCAUGUCAACCUGAUCACAGCCACGGAGUUCGCCUUUGCAGCUUUGAGAAAGGAUGGUGACUUGGGCAAUCCGGUGGAGGGUGGCGAUAGCCAAUCAAUCAAGGACAAGCUGCGAGGCGUGCAGCAGAUUGAGGCUUCAUCGGGUGCCUUCCUAGCCAUCCGUUCAGACGGUAGUGUGGUUUGCUGGGGCAAUUCCGACACGGGCGCCUACACCAAGCCAGUUGACAAGUACCUCAAAGAUGUCCACAGCAGCGGGACACCACCGAAAUGA